GCUGCUACAAAAGAAAUAAGUCGUCUGCUUUAUUUUUGACAGUUCUAUACAUCUUCACUGUAACUUUUGCAGUAAUAUGCGUAAGAAAUGUCAUAAAUUGUUAUAAAAAAAAAAAAAAUAGAUUGACCUUUGAACCCAUGCAGAUAACAGCUGUAAGAAGUAAAUAGGUCGUUUCAUGUUGCAGCUGUAAUUUUUUUUUCAACAACAAAAUUGUGCAAUUUCAUUCUGUAAAUUGCAUGUGUGUUAAAAAUGAAUCAACAACGACCAAAUAUCAUUAAUUCAAAUAAUUUAAGAAAUUCCACAUCCAUUUUAGCAAGUGGUUCCGGUCCACAAAUUGUUGGAUCAAGUGUUCCAAAUACAAUUCCACCGCCUUUACCUCCCCGCAGGACAGUUUCGUCGUAUCAAAAUUAUAAUAAUUAUCCAGGAUUAGGAAAUUAUUAUGGAGAUUAUGGAAUGGGAAGCAGUUUAAAUUAUAGAGGUUAUGGUGGUUUUGGAUCCUACGGUGGAAGAUAUGGAUGUUAUGGCUAUUCUCCAUACGGCAAUGGACAGUUUGGUGGACCCAGUGGUGAUGUUGAGAAUAGAUUUGUACAAUACGCAGAAGAAAGCACAAGGCCAGCUUUUCAAUCAAUAGAGACUAUGGUUCAUACAUUUUCAUCCGUCACAAUGAUGUUAGAAUCGACAUUUUAUGCGAUGACUAGUUCAUUCAGAGCAAUUUUAAGUGUUGCUGAAAAUAUGGGUAGAUUACGAUUAAUGUUUGGACAAUUUUUAAAUAAUUUCGCAUUAGUGAGGAUUUUGAAGUGGUUAUAUUGGAAAGCACGAUAUUUGCUUGGUUUGAGGGGCCAUGACCCCAGGAAUGAAUCAGCAUGGCAACAAACUGUAUCUGAAGUAAUGAGUGAGACUGUUUCUCAAAAUAGUCCUUCUACAUGGCCAAUCUUGAUGUUCCUAAGUUUACUAGUCGCAGCUCCAUAUAUGGUUCACAAAUUAGUCAAUAAUGUUAAGACUAUAAGCACUGAAGAAAACAAUCCAAAAGAAUGGGUAAAAUAUAAUGAACCCAUCUAUAUAGCAACAACUUUGUAUGAUUUUGUUGCUGCAUCUAAUGAUGAAUUAAGUUUUAAGACUGGACAAAAACUCUGGCUUGCUCCACAAUCUUUACAUCCAAAAACAUUACCAGGAUGGUGGAAAGCAACUGACAGUAUCAAUGUUGGUUUAAUUCCAUCAUCUUAUGUAACAAUUGUCGGACAAUUGAAGAAGAAAACUGAAACAAAUCCAAUUGUAAAUCAUACAAUUUCUGAAAAAGAAAAUACCACAAAAAUUACUUCCAAAGAGGAUAAUUUAAAUAAUUUUAAAUACAAUCUUGAAGAAGCAUAUAAUUUAAAAACUGAACGAUCUAAUACUAAAGAAAAUCAAGAUACAAAUGAAGAAAUUUUUUAACAAUAAAUUAAAUGUCAAAAAUUUUUUGUAAAUAUACUAUCGUUUAGAGUACUAAAGAAAGAAUAAGGUCAACAAAAGCUUUAAAGAAAAAAAAAAAAAAAACGACUGACGGUCUGUGAAAUUGAUUUAAUUUAUGUAUUUUAUUAUUAAUUACCAUAAUGUUUUGGAUUAAAACAAAAUUAAAGAGAAUCUUUAAUCGAAACUGUAAGAAAAUACCAAACUUUUGUACUAUAAUUCUUUGGUAGCUAGAUAUAAUAUUGACUGAAGAAAUGUUUUUAAAUGAUUAAAAAAAAAAACAUAUUUCAGAUCUUUUUUAGGCACGUGUCAACUUGUUUAAAAUUUAUAUUCAAUACAUUCCUACGAAUUACAACUAAUCGUAAUAUUAAUUUUUAUUUCUUAAAAUAAGGUUCAACUUUAUUUAAUUAGAAUUAAAAAUUUACUCAACACGUGCCACUUUUUUUUUUAAAUAGGUAAAACCGAUUUGUACCUUUUUGUAAAAAAACAAAUAUAUGUAUAAAUUCAUUAAUAUAAGAAAUAUAAAAUAAAAAAAAAAAAUUACAACUAAUGUCGAAAGUAACCUUAAGUUGGUUUUAUUUAUAGGAAAAAUCAUAUAUAUACAUAACUAUUAACGAUGAGUAACUUUAUUUUAAUUUUUUUUUUCUCUUCAAUCGUAAGGUAUGAAUAAAGAUAAUGCAACUUGAUCCAAAAAUAAAGCUCAACUUUAUUUACUAUACACAAUAUCAAUAUUGACUUAAUUUGUGAUUUGAAUAUAAGUAAAUAAAGUUCAACUUAAUUCAAGGUGAAUUUUUACGCGAUCUACUAUUUUAUCAACUUUAAUCAGC
Messenger RNA from Leptopilina boulardi, 2273 nucleotides. It is a transcript of the gene Pex13, whose product is annotated as peroxisomal membrane protein PEX13. Bases 250 to 1431 code for a protein of 393 amino acids. Gene Ontology annotation, cellular component: peroxisome; peroxisomal importomer complex; peroxisomal membrane. The record is from RefSeq and is a predicted model, not a curated record. Gene Ontology annotation, molecular function: protein binding. Lineage: Eukaryota; Metazoa; Arthropoda; Insecta; Hymenoptera; Figitidae. The transcript is spliced from 5 exons. Gene Ontology annotation, biological process: protein import into peroxisome matrix, docking.